AUGCGUCAGAUAGCACAACAAAUAACAGGUUCUCAAGCACAUGGUUCCCUUCCUAGUGCAAUAGUGACAAAUCCAAAAGAGCAUAAUAAUGUGAGUGUUAUGAUGACUAGAACUGGUAAGUCAACUAAGAGCCCUGAAGACAAAUUAGGGGAAGAAUACCAUUUUCUAGAGGCACUUGAGCAAAUGUCAAUAUAUGUCAAGUUCAUGAAAGAUAUCAUCUACAAGAAAUGCACCAUUGACAUUGAACCUAUACUUUUGACUGAAACAUGUAGUGUUAUCUUGAAUGGUUUGAAGAUUCCAAUGAAAAAGAAAGAUAAGGGCUCUGUGACCAUUCCAUGUACAAUAGGGGAUAGAAAAUUCAAGAAGGCGCUUAUUGAUUUUGGAGCUAGUGUGAGUCUUAUAGCUUUGUCCAUCUAUAGAAAGUUAGGAAUUGGUACAGUUCAUGAUACCAGAAUGACACUUCAGUUUGUCGAUCACUUAGUAAAGCGAUCCUAUGGUGUAGUGGAAGAUGUUCUAGUGAAAAUAGACAAGUUGGUGCUUCCUGUUGACUUUGUUAUUCUUGAAAUGCCUGGAGAUGAAGAGAUCCCACUGAUUUUGGGGAGACCUUUUCUAGAAACAGGAAGAUACAUGAUAGACAUUAAGGAAGGAACCAUGACCCUCAAGGUUUAUAAUGAAGAACUAAAAAUUGAUGUUAGGAAUACUAUGAAGUACAAUGAUGGUGUGUGGACCAGUAAUACAAUUGAAAUGUUAGACAUAGUGGUAGCUCAGUCUAUUCAGAACCAAAUCCCGAAAUUGCCUUUGGAAAGAGUCCUUAACUUAUCAGCUCAGGAAAUAGAAGAAAAUGAGGAUGAAAAAGAGAAAGAAGUGCUAGAUAUGAUGGAAGCAAAACCUCAAUGGCCAAGAUCUAAACCACACCGGUGGGAAGAUUUAAGAGCACCACAUGAAACAAAAAGCAACAAGGAAUCUGAGAAAGGUACAGAGUUGAAGCAGCUACCUGGAAAUUUGAAGUAUGUCUUCUUGGACUCUUAA
Molecule: messenger RNA, 1029 nt
Organism: Lathyrus oleraceus (garden pea)
Lineage: Eukaryota; Viridiplantae; Streptophyta; Magnoliopsida; Fabales; Fabaceae
Exons: 2
Coding region: 1-1029 (342 amino acids)
Source: RefSeq, a predicted model, not a curated record